Molecule: messenger RNA, 3297 nt
Organism: Haliotis rubra (blacklip abalone)
Lineage: Eukaryota; Metazoa; Mollusca; Gastropoda; Lepetellida; Haliotidae
Exons: 29
Coding region: 107-3157 (1016 amino acids)
Source: RefSeq, a predicted model, not a curated record
GUGGCAGAGCGCGUGUUAUGUAUGUCACGUGAUUACACUCAAUAAAGUCCUCUGAUUAUAUAAUUAGUUUUAGACUUCUACAACAAGCAGUCUCAGAACAGCAAAGAUGAAGGUUUUCAUAGUGGUACUGGCCUUGACGCUGAGUGUCGCCCUCGGACAGGAUGUCUUGACCGGCCUCAAGGAUGACCUCCAAACCAUCGGAGGAGCUAUCAAACAGACAGGAAAGGACUUCGUACCAUAUGCCCAGACCGUUGGCAAAGACCUUCUCGGAACCCUAAAGAACGACACUCUCAAAAUGGUCGGGAACACAAUCUCCGAUCUUCUUGGACAGGCUAUUUCAAAACUGUUCCAUACUGGCAAGAGAGAUACGGUCCACAGCACAGAAAGGGAUGCCUUGUCCGGUCUCAAGGACGACCUGCAAACCACCGGAGGAGCUAAGAAAGAGACAGGAAAAGACUUUGUACCAUUUGCUGCCGGCGUAGGCAAAGACCUUCUCGAAACCCUUAAGAACGACACUCUCAAAAUGAUAACCGAGGGCACUAUCUCGGAUCUUCUUGGACAGGCCCUUUCUAAACUGUUCCAUAAUGGCAAGAGAGAUACGGUCACAGAAAGGGAUGUCCUGAACGGCAUCAAGGACGAUUUGGAAACUAUUGGUGGUGCCAUCAAACAGACAGGGAAGGACUUCGUACCAUUUGCUACAGGCAUUGGCAAAGAUCUGCUGGGAACUCUUGAGAACGACACACUCAAGAUGGUCGGAGGAACAAUCACUGAUCUUCUUGGGCAGGCUCUUGCAAACCUGUUUCAUGGCAAGAGAGAUCUCUCAGAAAGGGACAUCCUGACGGACAUCAAGAACGAUCUGCAAACCAUCGGUGGUGCUGUCCAACAGACAGGAAAGGACUUCGUACCAUUUGCUGCUGGCAUCGGCAAAGAUCUUCUGGGAACUAUUCAGAAUGACACUCUCAAGAUGGUUGGAGGAACACUUACUGAUCUUCUUGGUCAGGCUCUAGCAAACCUGUUUCAUGGCAAGAGAGAUCUCUCAGAAAGGAAUCUUCUGACCGACAUCAAGGAUGACUUGCAAACCAUCGGUGGUGCUUUCAAAGAAACAGGAAAGGACUUCGUACCAUUUGCUGCAGGCAUUGGCAAAGAUCUCCUGGGAACCCUCAUGAACGACACUGUUAAGAUGGUUGGAGGCACAGUCAGCGAUCUUCUUGGGCAAGCUCUUUCAAAAUUAUUCCAUGGCAAGAGAGACCUCUCAGAAAGGAAUCUUCUGACCGACAUCAAGAAUGACCUGCAGACCAUCGGCGGGGCUUUCAAAGAAACAGGAAAGGACUUCGUGCCAUUUGCUGCAGGCAUUGGCAAAGAUCUCCUGGGAACCCUCAUGAACGACACUGUUAAGAUGGUUGGAGGCACAGUCAGCGAUCUUCUUGGGCAAGCUCUUUCAAAAUUAUUCCAUGGCAAGAGAGACCUCUCAGAAAGGAAUCUUCUGACCGACAUCAAGAAUGACCUGCAGACCAUCCUCGGGGCUUUCAAAGAAACAGGAAAGGACUUCGUGCCAUUUGCUGCAGGCAUUGGCAAAGAUCUCCUGGGAACCCUCAUGAACGACACUGCCAAGAUGGUUGGAGGCACAGUCAGCGAUCUUCUUGGGCAAGCUCUAUCGAAAUUAUUCAAUGGCAAGAGAGAUCUAUCAGAAAGGGAUAUCUUGACUGACAUCAAGAACGACCUGCAAACCAUCGGUGGUGCUGUCCAACAGACAGGAAAGGACUUCGUACCAUUUGCUGCAGGCAUUGGCAAUGAUCUUCUGGGAACUCUUAAGAACGACACUCUCAAGAUGGUUGGAGGAACACUGAGUGAUCUUCUUGGUCAGGCUCUUGCAAACCUUUUUCAUGGCAAGAGAGAUCUCUCAGAAAGGAAUCUUCUGACCGACAUCAAGGAUGACUUGCAAACCAUCGGUGGUGCUUUCAAAGAAACAGGAAAGGACUUCGUACCAUUUGCUGCAGGCAUUGGCAAAGAUCUCCUGGGAACCCUCAUGAACGACACUGCCAAGAUGGUUGGAGGCACAGUCAGCGAUCUUCUUGGGCAAGCUCUAUCGAAAUUAUUCCAUGGCAAGAGAGAUCUCUCAGAAAGGAAUCUUCUGAUCGACAUCAAGAAUGACAUUGAAGCCGUCGGUGGUGCUGUCAUACAAACAGGAAAGGACUUCAUACCAUUUGCUGCAGGCAUUGGCAAAGAUUUCCUGGGAACCCUCGUGACCGACACCGCCAAGAUGGUUGGAGGCACAGUCAGCGAUGUUUUUGGGCAAUUAUUCCAUGGCAAGAGAGAUCUCUCAGAAAGGGAUAUCCUGACGGACAUCAAGAACGAUCUGCAAACCAUCGGUGGUGCUGUCCAACAGACAGGAAAGGACUUCGUACCAUAUGCUGCAGGCAUUGGCAAAGAUCUUCUGGGAACUCUUAAGAACGACACUCUCAAGAUGGUGGGAGGAACACUGAGUGAUCUUCUUGGUCAGGCACUUGCAAACCUAUUCCACGGCAAGAGAGAUAUCUCAGAAAGGGACGUCUUGACCGGCCUGAAGGAUGACCUUAACACCAUCGGAGGAGCUAUCAAACAGACAGGAACGGACUUCGUGCCAUAUGCCGCCACUGUGGGCAAAGGUCUUCUCGAAACCCUCAAGAACGACACUCUCAAGAUGGUUGGCAGCACAAUCACUGAUCUCCUUGGGCAGGCCCUUUCAAAACUGUUCCACUUUAAGAGAGAUACGCCCAAUCUGGUCCAGCAAAGCCAAGCUUUUAUGUCAGAGCUGAAGAACCUACUUGACCUUGGCACCUCACAGUUCUCUGAUGUCAUCGACGAGGUAUUCUCAGAGAUUCAGACCAUCUAUACCCAGGUCAAGAGCCUUGAGAUGCACCCUGAGGAUGCUGAAAAGAAGAUUGAUGCUGUUGCUGCUAAGUACAGGUCUCUGGUUACCGAAUUCCUGCAAGCCCUAGAGAGAGAUGUAACUAAAGUCGUUACCACAACCUUUGGGCAGAAGAAGAGUAACAUGGUCAGCGGUCUGGGAAGCUCUAUCUCUGGGUUGUUCAAACCAGGCCUUGACGCUAUCGGAAAGAUGGUCCUUCAACGAGCUGUAUAUUAUCCUCUAAGCCACGGACCAAAUCCGGAAGAUUAGGUUUCAGGCAUCAUAGAUAACUAUGUCAACAGCAUCCUUAACCUGGAACUUCGUAACAUCACACAUUCCUUAAUUGGGUAGUCAUUAUAAACAGUCGUCGUUGAUGUAGAUUGUUCGAGAAUAAACAUACUGUACCUAUC